Messenger RNA from Rubroshorea leprosula, 857 nucleotides. NCBI's taxonomy places the organism in Eukaryota, Viridiplantae, Streptophyta, Magnoliopsida, Malvales, Dipterocarpaceae. The record is from the annotation of a GenBank genome assembly.
GUCAAGCUUUCUGCUUGAUUUUCGUCGUUUAUAUUCUUUCAACUCAUCCUCUUGGUUUUCCCCGUCCCUCUCUCAAUUCUCUCCUACUCUCUAAUCUUCCUCGCCUUUUACUGUGAAUAUUCAAUGAGGAAACCUUGUUGUGAGAAGAAAGAAACCAACAAAGGAGCUUGGUCUAAACAAGAAGACCAGAAGCUCAUUGACUACAUUCAAAAACAUGGCGAAGGUUGCUGGCGCUCGCUCCCUCAGGCUGCAGGGUUGCUUCGUUGUGGUAAGAGUUGUCGACUGAGAUGGGUGAAUUACCUUAGGCCAGACCUUAAACGCGGUAACUUUGGGGAAGACGAGGAGGAGCUCAUAAUCAAACUGCAUGCACUUCUGGGAAAUAGGUGGUCCUUGAUAGCAGGAAGAUUACCAGGGAGGACAGACAAUGAAGUGAAGAAUUAUUGGAACACACAUUUGAAAAGGAAACUCAUCGAAAGAGGGAUUGAUCCAAAUAACCAUAAAUUGGGACAUUAUUCUACAACUGCUACCAAAUCGUGUGUCUUGAAUUCGAAUGGUGAUGAUAAAUGUAGCCCUGUAAACUCCAACGGUAAUGAGAAUAAUGCAGGUUCGAAUUCAUCAACUGACCAAGAGAGCAACCACAAAAGCAGCUUGCCGGACCUGAAUCUUGAUCUUACCAUAGCUCUUCCUCUCAUGGAAGGGUGACGGUUUCUUAUGGGAUCUGGUCAAGCGGGAUAUUUAUGAAAUUUUUGCUGCAUGUAAUGUCCCUGGAGCCACUUCUGUUAAUUAAGUACUGUAGUUACUCCAGUAGAAAGUCAGAAUUUCUUAUUUUAUAUAUCUUAUAAAGUUAUAUUUCCAGC